AUGCCUCGUUCUUUCCUAGUGAAGAAAGUGAAACAUCCUGUUGAUCAUAGCAACCGGUGGCCAUACCAUGAACCGGCUAGUCCUACAGAGGCGGAGACUCCACCACCGGGGUUCACCAUCCAUUAUAGUAACGGUUAUUUGUACGACGUCACCACAACUGGAGACUAUGCGGCAGAGACAGGACCUAAAUCACCGGCAGUUGUAGAAAGCUGCAAUCAUCACCACCAUUUCCACCACCAUCAUAACGAAAAGACAGACACUCCUUGGAUAGCCUUCGAUGAAGAUGAAGAGGAGGAUGAAGAAGACCACGAAGGAAGCUGCUCUUCAGAUUCUUUCAAGAAAAGUCUUCCGGAAGGUUUUCAGGACCCGGCCGGAGACUCCUCGUCAGGAGCCACAAGUUCCGACGAAUCCAACAACAGCACCGGUUGUGGUUCUUCCAUCUCAAACACUUCUUGUGGAAGAGGUGAUGCCACAUCUUUUCUGGUGAUUGGCGACGGUCGGGCAAGAAGAAGGAAAGAUCCGGCUGCCCCCCGAAGAGACAGGUCUCGCUACACGUGUUCCGAAUGUGGUAAGCAGUACGCCACCUCUUCAAACCUCUCUAGGCACAAGCAAACCCACCGCAGUCCGGACUCCCAACUUGCGAAGAAGUGCCCAACGUGUGGCAAAGUCUACGUCAGCAUGCCAGCCCUCUCGAUGCACGUGUUGACGCAUUCUCUGAGUCACAAGUGUAACGUUUGUGGCAAAGCCUUCUCCAGACCAUGGCUUCUACAGGGACACAUGCGUUCGCACACUGGUGAAAAACCAUUCGGUUGUGCGCAGUGCGGGAAAGCCUUUGCGGACAGGUCAAACCUCAGAGCCCACAUGCAGACCCACUCCUCGUUCAAGCACUACAGGUGCCACAAGUGCAAUAAGUCUUUCGCGCUUAAGUCCUACCUCAAUAAGCACUUUGAAUCUUCUUGUUAUCGAAUGGAUGGAUUGGUUGAGGAACUCGUCGAGGGUUCUGGUAUUCCAGAGGAAGAAGCAGAAGGUGAUGACGAAGCGGAAGUUCCAGAUGUCAUAGCACCUACUCCGUAG
Molecule: messenger RNA, 1074 nt
Organism: Uloborus diversus
Lineage: Eukaryota; Metazoa; Arthropoda; Arachnida; Araneae; Uloboridae
Product: transcriptional repressor scratch 2-like
Exons: 2
Coding region: 1-1074 (357 amino acids)
Biological process (GO): regulation of DNA-templated transcription
Molecular function (GO): RNA polymerase II cis-regulatory region sequence-specific DNA binding; DNA-binding transcription factor activity, RNA polymerase II-specific
Source: RefSeq, a predicted model, not a curated record